AUGCGGAGUAUUCAUCUCGUUGCUCUAACCGUGACGGCCGUUCAAGUGGAACUGGCCCGCGGCCUGUGGUAUGGUACAUCAUCUGGCUGUGUGGAUCGACCCGGCUUCAAGUUAUGCACACAGCGUGUCUACGACUCAGGUGUCGACUGCCGAAACGAUUGUGGCGACAAUGACGACGACUGCUACUACGACUGUCGCUGUCUGGAGUCGCAGCACAUGAUCAAUUGUAUUGCAACGAGCUGUUGGAACGAGGUAUACUCCUGCGCAUACCAGCGCCAAGCUCUUGAGCUUCGUGCCGUCUGCGCUGAUGUCGAUAUGGAUCAAAUCCCUUUCUUCCCCGCCCCGGACAACGCCCCCGGUGGAUGUGCCUGUAACAUAGGCCAAGUUUUAAAGAAACAAGACCUCAUUACGAGUCAUGCCGUGGAUUGCGGGCUGCCCGAAACAGAGCUGGAACAAGACCUGCGCGGAUGUCAGUGCUGCACGAUGAGUGCCCUGAUCUCUUCAAUCUGGGAUACCUGCCCCGACACUGAUCCGAAUUAUAUCACCGCUUCCUACUGGAAUGAAACCUUGUUCAGUCCGUACGAUUGGGAUACCUGUGGGCCGACCCUGCGGGAAUACGAUUGCGCCAACACCUUAGGGUUUGGGGCCGACUCUGCGGGAGGCAUAAAGAAUUUCUACAGUCCGGACAACGUCCCCGAGAAUGGGACAGGGCCUUUGACAAACACGGGGGUUUCCAUCACCACGCCUAUCAGCGGCAGUACUUUUACCUGGACGUUUGGCCCAUCGACGUACGCUAUCAUGGCGGCAGCGAAUGCCACCACGGUUUCCUCGGCGAAUGUCUCAGCGACUGUUUCCUCCGCAACCACUGCCAGUUAUACGACCGGACAUGGGGCACAGGAGACGGGUGCAGGAGAGUCUGCUGCACCGAUUCUGUUGAAGCCAAGUAUUCGGGGCCUGUUUACGCUGUUGGGCUCUACAUUAUUUUUGCUGGCUUAA
Molecule: messenger RNA, 996 nt
Organism: Aspergillus terreus NIH2624
Lineage: Eukaryota; Fungi; Ascomycota; Eurotiomycetes; Eurotiales; Aspergillaceae
Exons: 3
Coding region: 1-996 (331 amino acids)
Source: RefSeq, a predicted model, not a curated record